This is a messenger RNA of Zeugodacus cucurbitae (melon fly), 1033 nucleotides long. RefSeq names its product chymotrypsin-2. The transcript has a single exon. Gene Ontology annotation, molecular function: serine-type endopeptidase activity. The record is from RefSeq and is a predicted model, not a curated record. NCBI's taxonomy places the organism in Eukaryota, Metazoa, Arthropoda, Insecta, Diptera, Tephritidae. Gene Ontology annotation, biological process: proteolysis. The coding region runs from base 70 to 864 and encodes 264 amino acids.
CCCACUGUUUUAAAUCAAACUAGUUCGAGUUACCUUAAAGUAAACACAAGUGAAUUGAAGUGACAGAAAAUGUAUAAAGUAGCAGUAUUAUUUGUGAGCGUUCUAGCGCUAUGGACAAAUUGUGAAGCGCGUGUCAUUGACGCGGCACCAAACAAUGUACCGAUCGAAGGUCGCAUUGUCGGCGGUAACGAGGUGGUGAAAGGCGAAUUACCCUACCAGGUGUCCAUACAAAACACAUUCGGCGAGCAUGUGUGCGGUGGCUCCAUUAUCGCACCGGAAUGGAUCUUAACAGCUGGCCAUUGCAUGGAUUGGCCCAAGAAGUACUUGAAGAUCGUCACUGGCACAGUCGAAUGGAAUAAGCCUGGCGGUGAAUACUUAGUGGAUGACGUCAAAAUACAUUGUCUCUACAAUAAGCCGAUGUAUCACAAUGAUAUUGCCUUGGUGCGUCUCAGCACACCCAUUGUCUACGACAAAUUUACGCAACCAAUACAGUUGGCUACGAGCAAUACCCUGAAGGAUGGUGAUAGUUUGUUGCUCAGCGGUUGGGGUAGCAUUAGAGCUUGGGGUAAUGCCGUGAACAAACUGAAUAAAGUGAGUUUGAAGUAUAUGGAUUACCAAACUUGCGUGAAGUCGGUGCGCAACAAGAAAUUCGUUGGCGUUGGACAUAUUUGUACAUCGACCAAGGAUGGUAAAGGCUCUUGCAGCUACGAUUCUGGCGGUCCAUUGGUCGAUGCCAAUAACGUGCAAGUUGGUAUUGUCAACGGUGGCGAACCAUGCGCUUUGGGUUAUCCCGACACCUUUGCCAGUGUGGCCUACUAUCAUGACUGGAUUGUCAGUACCAUUGAGGGCAAGAACGCUUGUUAAGUGUGGAAGUGUACGGAGAUGUUGCUGGAUUUGCAGAAACAUAAAGGAAAUGCCAUUCGCGAACAAAUACUUAAUAGUUAUAUAUUAGUUUCUAGUUUUUUACACAAAACUUUGCUCACAGAAACUGUGUUCUGAGUUAUUAAAUUGAAUAUUUUUGAUUGAAAAAUAA